AUGACACGGAAGGUGGAAAAUGGGGGCGUGGCGGCCAAUGGAUUCGGAGGUGAUCGUGUACCCAACCUCACGCCGCACCGUGAGGUUGAAGUCACUGUGUAUGACAAACUGCUCAACGAGGUGCGUGCAUUCCGCUGUGAUCAACAGCUAUUGGAGAAGUCGAUGGUGUACUUUGUGCCCAUUAUACGGCGCUACCUCGAGGAAGAGGCUGAGGAGGAACGAAGGAGGCGGCCUUGUGCGGAUGGCGAAAGGAGUGGUGAUAUGACUGGUGCCUCUUCUCCCGCUACAACGAAAAUGACGAGUAGCGGCGGGACGGAGGCGUCCGUGGACAGGGCUGGGACGAGUGAUGGGAAGGGGUAUGACGAUGUGGGGCACUCCUCGCGACGGAGGUGGACAAGUCCGCCACCUCCUAUCCCCCUCCGCGUAAACUGCGACCUGAGUAUCUUUUCCUGGUUGAUGUCGUAUGUGGAAGGGAAAAGGCGUCCAUUCACGCCAGAGAACGUCGUGUCGAUUGCCUUGUCCUCAAACUUUCUACUAAUGACGCAACUCGUCGAUUUACCCCUUCAAUACAUCAAGGAAAACCUUGUGCAGGUGAUGCUCUCUGGAGUCAGCAUGGAAUGCUUGACAGGGGAACUUUUGGCGCGGCUUUGUAGUAUGCUUUCGGAGGGCGAUCUCGCACGGGCCUUUUUAAAAUUUUUUGAGUGGCGGGCCGAGUACUCUGCAAAUAGGCGCUUUUUGACGGCACUGCUUCGUCAUGUUGUUUGCGACCGUCUUGGAGAACGACGGGCAAGUGGCUUGCACUGGUGUCAAUACUGUGGGGUUCUAUUUGACCAACAUGAGCUCCAGCGUCUGGAGCGGAGUGCCAAAAACGUGAAGCCGGCAUUCUGUCCGCGGCUCCGAGAGAACUCGAUUGGCACCCGUGGUGAGAUUCUCGCAACCCAUGUGGCUUCAAAGUGCCCUGCCGACCUUGCAUUCCCUUCAAUUUCCUGGAGUGAUGAGCACGUGGAACGUUGGGCGUGGCGUAUUAUUGGGGCACUGUACUUUUUUGUGUGUCGACGGUGCAAACAUUUUGUGCCGCUCAUAGAGACCAUGAGCCACGGGUGUUCUGGAGGAUUGGCAAAUUUUUCCUGCGUCGAGGGUGGCAACCGCUCCGACGCCGACGCACUUCUUGCUUGGUACGCCGUUUCUAGGGAACUUUACGCGGGUGGUUUGACCCCUAUGCACUCUCACCAGAGAGAUGUACAAAGUGAAGUGCUCCUGACGCUCGCCCCCUCGGGGGAGUGGACCUGCGAUGACGGGAGCGACCCCGCCGUGCCGGGGCUGUGGUGCACGCACCCCAUCGCCGUGGAGAGGUCCGUCAGCACGAAGGGAAUCGUGAACCUCGACACGCAGAACGGUGUCGAGCGAUGGCUGGUGCUGGAGCUGCAGCAAAUGAUGGAAGAGUUUAGUGGAGGGGGGGAACCCAACGUCUACGGUGGCGAUGCGCAGACGCCACCACUGCCACCACCAGCGCUAGUUACCGGCCUUGCCUGGCAACCACCGACCAAGCCGGGCGACCGGGGCAUAGAAUACAUGGCAGCAACAACUGCAUCCAAGCGCUCAUCGUAUCGUGACAAUAGGGGCGAGGGUCGUGGUGGGUUAACUUCUGGAAAUGACGCUGUGUCUAGGCGGAAGGAUGUGGCAUGCAAUAACAGCAUACAGCGUGCGAACGCUACAACUGGUGGUGCACAGCUGGCCUACGACCCAAACAAGGCAUUGGUCAGCUCUCCUUUGAGCACCUUUCGCAUAAAGUCGGCACAAACCUCGAGGCUAUCUUUGCGAAAUCUAAAGGCGACUGAUUCCUCGUUUAGAAAAAACAGCCUCCUUAACCCACAGAAUUGCCGAUGA
Molecule: messenger RNA, 1887 nt
Organism: Trypanosoma conorhini
Lineage: Eukaryota; Euglenozoa; Kinetoplastea; Trypanosomatida; Trypanosomatidae
Product: DUF3342 domain containing protein
Exons: 1
Coding region: 1-1887 (628 amino acids)
Source: RefSeq, a predicted model, not a curated record